Molecule: messenger RNA, 948 nt
Organism: Naumovozyma castellii
Lineage: Eukaryota; Fungi; Ascomycota; Saccharomycetes; Saccharomycetales; Saccharomycetaceae
Gene: MPD1
Product: protein disulfide isomerase MPD1
Exons: 1
Coding region: 1-948 (315 amino acids)
Source: RefSeq, a predicted model, not a curated record
AUGAAAUUAUUGGUAUUACUCAUUUGUGUAUUCCAGGCUUUUGUUCACUGUCAGAAUUUCUACGAUGCAGAUCCCAACAUUAUCGAAUUAACACCUGCUAAUUUCGAUAAGGUGGUUCAUCGAACUAAUUAUACUACGUUGAUUGAAUUCUAUGCUCCAUGGUGUGGUUACUGUAAACAAUUGAAGGGUACCAUCCACAAGGCUGCCAGGAAAUUGAAAGGCGUAGUACAAGUCGCUACUGUUAAUUGUGAUCUCGAACAAAACAAGCAGCUCUGUGGACAAUAUGGAAUAGAAGGUUUCCCAACUUUAAAAAUAUUUAAACCUCCCAGAGUCAACCUUAAGAAGAGGGGUCCAACUAGAUUCAAGACACAUGCAGAUGAACUUUACAACGGUCAAAGAAAUUUAGCUCCCAUUGUAGAUUUUGCCUUAUCCAGAAUUAAGACAUACGUAAAGAAAUUGGGCCGAGUGGAUAAGUUACAAAAUGUGUUGGAUAAUUCCACAAGACCCUCUGUGGUUUUAUUCUCGAAGAAGGGUCCCAUUUCGCCCAUUUAUAAGAGUAUUGCCAUUGAUUGGUUGGGUCAAGUGGAUUUGUACACUAUGCCUAACGUGAAGAUGGAAACGUUAAAUAAUUUGGACGCAUUUUCUCAAUCUUAUCCUAAGAUUGCUACGUUUUUGGAAAGUUUUGUUAAGACUCAAAGCUCGAAUGACAAGAGUCGACUAGUUGUGUUCAACGGGGUGGAUGACACAUAUUUUGAGUUUGAUGGAGAAUCAAUAACAAAGAAGGAUGUAGCCCAAUUCUUGACCAAUUCUCUUAACAUAACACCAAAAGAGGGACCUCUGAGUUCCCGUGAGGCGUAUUUAGAGACCUUACGGAGUGGUAAGAAGAAGAAAAAAAAUACAAAGAAGUCCAAGAGCUCUUCAUCUUCAAGAAAACGUGAUGAAUUGUGA